AUGAAACAACUUCAUAGAAGACCAUACUCGGUUGCCGCUAUCGAAGUUGGCUCACCUCGACCAGUCAGGUCUCCGCUUCCACCAGUCAGAGUUCCACAUCAUUUGACAGCGCAGGAAACUGUGUCAGUGCCCGCAGCACGUACUCCCCGCCCAUCGUCAAGUCAGCUGCCACCUAUAAAGGUUUACACGUUGAACAACAAACGAUGUAGAUGUCCAACUUGUUCACAUCGCACACUUGUCGUCUAUGGUAUUGUUUUGAUGAUCAUCACUACCUUGUUCAUAGUUGGUCUCAUCAUACUGCACUAUUUUAACAUCAUCGACUGGUUUCCUUUCCUGAAGAGAAGCCUAGAAAAACAACUCGAGAUGUGA
Messenger RNA from Cylicocyclus nassatus, 369 nucleotides. NCBI's taxonomy places the organism in Eukaryota, Metazoa, Nematoda, Chromadorea, Rhabditida, Strongylidae. The record is from the annotation of a GenBank genome assembly.